AUGGGGGAGGCGGAAGGAAGGUGCGGGCCCCGGGAGGGACGAUCGGCCCCCAGUACCUCUCUACACCAUCGGGACCCCUCCAAACACAACAUGGAGAAGAGCUGGAGUCAAAUGACCGAAAAAAUAAUAAACUUGGCCUUAGAGAUCAUCUACCUGCUGACCGGAGAGGAUUAUGGACCCAUAAAGAAGGAAUCGGGUGAUCAUGUGACACCCCAAAGCCAGCCUUGUGUGUCUGAUUUAGAAAACAGAACCUGUAGCUCCAUCAUGGACCCUCCACCUCCCUCCCUGACACCAGAGAGGAACCACAAGAAGAUCCUAGAUGUCACCCAGAAGAUCAUUGAUCUGCUGACAGGAGAGGAUACAGACUGUAUAGCGCUGGAUAACAAACUCCAUCAUGGCUUCAAGCUGGAAACAUUCCGGCCAAGCAGAUCUUCAGAUGGAUCCAGUAACAGUAAUACCCCGGAGAGAUGUCCGUGGAGUGAAGAGUCCGGUCACGUUAAAGAGGAGGAGGAUGACUAUGGCAGCCCAGAGCAUGACGAGUGGGAGGAGUCGGAUGACCUCAGAGACGACACAGAAGAAGUCUUUCUCAAGGUGAAGGUAGAGGACGUCAGUGAAGAUGAGUCCGGAGACUUCGCUUCUCCUGAGAACUGUCCGCGUCCCACGUCUGCCAGAGGCUGCAAGGAGGAGGACGACUCUGCAGGCUGCAAGGAGGAGGACGACGACGACCCUGCAGGCUGCAAGGGGGAGGAGGAGGAUGACCCUGCAGGCUGCAAGGAGGAGGAAGAGGACGACCCUGCAGGCUGCGAGGAGAAAGAAAUGACCAUCCUAGAGGUGGACGUCUCCACGCAGGCAGAAGACGAGGCCACACUGGAAGAAGCCGGAACAGGUCCAGACAGUUUGCCCCAAAAUGUGAAAGCAUCAGACUCUCCUAGCAUGGGGCGUGGCCAAGGCUCUCCCAGUAUUGCUGCCAUUGGUGAAAGCCCGCCUGCUAAACGCAUGCCCCCCAAUGAGGAGAGGCUUAUUCACAACCCAAUGCAGGGCAGCUUUUUCGGCAACUUGGACAAGACUCGGCGCAACGCCGCCAAAAACACCUUCCUAUGUAGCCAGUGCGGGGAUGGCUUUGCCACCAGGGCCCAACUCUGCGCCCACCACAGGACUCACACGGGGGAGAAGCCCUUUGUUUGCACCGAGUGCGGGAAGGGUUUCACCCGUAACACAAUCUUGGUGGAACACAUGCGGCUGCACACGGGGGAGAAACCUUACUCUUGUUCCGAGUGUGGGCAGAGGUUCAUCAGCAAUGGGCAACGCAUCCGACACGAGCGGCUACACUCGGGCCAGAAGCCAUACGUGUGCGACGUGUGCGGCAAAGGGUUCACCCGCAACACCAUCCUGAUCGAGCACACGCGCAUUCACACCGGGGAGAAGCCUUACGCGUGCGUGGAGUGCGGAAAACAGUUCACCACCAACUCCCAGCUGGUCAAGCACAUCAAGUACCACCGUGACGAGAAGCCGCACGUCUGUUCGCACUGCGGCAAGCGCUUCAUCAGCAAUGGCCUGUUGGUUAUUCACCAGCGGAUUCACACGGGCGAGAAGCCUUUCAUCUGCCGGGAAUGCGGGAAGGCCUUUGCCAGAAACGCUAUCCUCCAGGAGCACAUGAGGAUUCACUCUGGGGAACGUCCAUUCGAAUGCAAAGAGUGCGGGAAACGUUUCGCCAGUAACUCCCAUCUGGCUAAGCACCUGAAGAACCACACCGGAGACAAGCCCCAUGCCUGCCCCGAGUGCGGGAAGCGGUUUAUGUGCAACGCCCUGCUCAUCAUUCAUUGCCGAAGCCACUCCGGGGAGAAGCCCUUCGUGUGCAAUGACUGCGGGAAAUGUUUCGCCAAGAAGGGCAGCCUGGUGACACACCGGAGGAUUCACACCGGGGAAAAACUUUUUAUCUGCACGGACUGUGGGAAGGGUUUCACUCAGGGUUCCGACCUGGUGUCCCACCGGCGGAUCCACACAGGGGAAAAGCCCUUUGUCUGCCAUGAGUGCGGGAAGUGUUUCGCUCAGAACUCACAACUGUCCGUCCACCAGAAAAACCACAAGGGUGAAAAGCCGCACGCUUGCACCAUCUGCAAAAAGAGCUUCACCACCAAGGGAAGCCUCACCGCCCACCAUAAAGUACAUACCGGGGAGAAACUCUUUGCCUGCCCGGUGUGUGGCAAGGGCUUCACAAGCAACUCUAAGGUGAUUAUUCACCAGAGAUCUCACACGGGAGAGAAACCUUUUAUCUGUACACAAUGCAGAAAAGGGUUCGUCAGCAAUUCGGUCCUCGUGGCUCAUAGGAAGCUUCAUGAGGCCAAAAGACUGUAA
Molecule: messenger RNA, 2355 nt
Organism: Staurois parvus
Lineage: Eukaryota; Metazoa; Chordata; Amphibia; Anura; Ranidae
Source: the annotation of a GenBank genome assembly